CAAUACUUUAACCUACGGCUACUCCGCAGUCUUCAAUUUUCAUAACAAAUGUUUUACGACCUGUAUGUUGGUAUUUACACCUGACAGUUGUUUAUUUUAGAAUAUUAAUUAUUAUGUCCCGACAUUAAUAAUGAUUUAUGUGUAUAAAUGGAAUCGGAAAAUAACGAUGGUGGUCUUUUUGACUUGGACAUGGUUCGAUCAUUACACAAAACAGUAAUAGCUUUAAGAACAGCUCUUGCACAUUCUAAGGCAGAACUUGAAUUAGUUAAGAAAUCGUGUCUCACAAUGAGCGAUAAAAAGGUCACUAACCAAACAUCUGAAGAAACUGAUGAAAUUGAAUUAAUAUUCACAACAGAUGAUGCUACAAAUGUAUCUCUUCAUGAAGAUCUUGUUUCUAUUGAUAAUGUAAUUGAAACUGACAUAUCAAAAUGUGGAGCUAACUCUAAAGAAUUCAAAAACUCAAAAUUUCUCAGUCCUCUAAGACCCAUUUUAAAAGACAUUACUCUCAAAACACAAGAGGUUGAAGCUCAAACAGAUAUUACAGCUCUACCAUUACAAUGGCGUUCCGAAGGUUUUUUAAUCAAUCAAAAAAAUGUCUCUCCUAAUACAACUUUACCAUCAAAAUUUAUAGCACCAGUUGAUAAAAAUACACGUAAACAAUGUCUUCGAGUUUCAAAAAAAACUACAGAAUCAAGAAGGGUGAUGUUAUCUGAUAUCAACUUUACUAGUAUGGUACCAGAGCUUUCAAGAAGUGUAGAUCAUUUAUGUAAACAAUCGGGACAAUUAAGCCGAGAACCUUCUAGGUCAAAAUUUCUUAAAAGUCCUGGAUACUUUUCAAUAGGUUCAUCAUCUUCAAAAUAUGAUUUUGGAUCUGUAUUUUCAGUGCAUUCUUCGUGCUAUCGAUGUCAGGUAAGGCCAUCUGUUAUGUCUCUUGAAGCCCGGCAUAAUUAUGGGCCGUGGUCUUCUGUACCAUCUUCCCCUACAAAAUAUAGAAGGUCUGCUAGUGUUCCAUGUGAACCAAGUAAUUCAUUACAAGAUGUAAAAUAUUCAUCUUCAGCAACAUUAAAAGCAGAAGAUGAAGUUCCAAGAAAAAUUAAAAAUAAAGUAUCAUUUAGAGAAUCAAGAAAAGUGCGAAUGUCAAUGCCAGAUUUAAGAAAAGUAGAAGAAGAUUCGACUGAUUCACUAAUUGAAGAAUCUGAAUGUGUUGUGCGUAAUGCUAUUGAUAGUCUAAUUUCUGGAUAUCAUGUAGACAAGAAAGGAAGCAAAAAACAUAGGAGGUAUUCUGAGCCAUAUCACAGUAAUAUAGAAUGCUGCUCUAUACCCAUAACUGGAAAGCCUUACUUGCCAAAGUCCAUAUAUGAUAUCCAACCAAAUGCAUAUGUCAAAGUAAUUACUAGUUUCGGUAGGGUUGUUGGUGCAAGAGUUCGUUACAUAGGUUGUAUUGCUGCAAUGACAGAACCUUAUAUUGGUGUACAAUUUGAUAGAAAAAUUGGAGAUUCAGAUGGAAUGUAUAAUGGAAUAAAAUAUUUUGAAUGUGGAAUAAAUAAUGGACAGUUUAUACCAUUUCAAAAAAUUGUUUUAGCAUGGAGAGAUAUGUAAAUGAAAUAUUUGUAAUACAAUUAUAAUUAUUAGACAAAUUUUAUUAUUAAUCAAAUUGUACUUGGGUUUUGUUGUAAACUAUAAUCAAAAUAAAAUAUAUACACGGUGUGAUUGA
This is a messenger RNA of Daktulosphaira vitifoliae (grape phylloxera), 1714 nucleotides long. RefSeq lists its product as uncharacterized. The coding region runs from base 148 to 1599 and encodes 483 amino acids. NCBI's taxonomy places the organism in Eukaryota, Metazoa, Arthropoda, Insecta, Hemiptera, Phylloxeridae. The transcript is spliced from 6 exons. The record is from RefSeq and is a predicted model, not a curated record.